This is a messenger RNA of Striga hermonthica, 771 nucleotides long. The record is from the annotation of a GenBank genome assembly. Lineage: Eukaryota; Viridiplantae; Streptophyta; Magnoliopsida; Lamiales; Orobanchaceae.
AUGUUUGAUUUAAGGACAGAUAAAUGCAGGAUCGGAUACGAGGAGCAGAAGGAGUGGUAUUUCUUCAGCCACAAGGACAAGAAGUACCCAAGUGGGACGAGGAGCAACAGGGCCACCAUGGCCGGCUUUUGGAAGGCCACCGGUAGAGAUAAGGCCGUCUACACAGGAUCCAACCUCAUCGGCAUGCGCAAGACCCUCGUUUUCUACAAAGGAAGGGCACCAAACGGCCAAAAAACCGACUGGAUCAUGCACGAAUACAGGCUCCAAACACAACACAAUGACCCUCCACAGGAAGAGGGGUGGGUGGUAUGCCGGGUCUUCAUGAAGCGAUUAACGAGCCGACACCAGAUGAAGAAGGGCAAUGGCGUCCAAAGUAAACAAGAAUUCAUUAACCAAAAUCUACAUAACCUCCAAUCAGAUCAUGAAUUUGUGCAGGAGCUUCCCCAGCUCGAGAGUCCAUCCCUCCCUCCGCCAGUAAAAACAUCUCAUUCCAAUAAUAAUAAUAAUAAUAACCAAGAAGAUGAAUUAAGUCGUGAUCAUGGUAAAAGAUUAAAGAAAGUGAUGGAUUGGAGGGAGCUCGACAAAUUCGUGGCGUCUCAGCUGAGUCACGGGGAUGGACAACAUGAUCAGUUGUGCUUGGGCCAUAUGGAUUCCGGUUUGGGGUUGCUUCUGCUGCAAGGUGGUGGUGGGGAAGAGGCAGGGCCAUCAUCAAGCUUCACUCACAUUUCCACUUCAGAUUCUCAUAUUGGAAUAUGCAUAUUUAAUAAAUAA